UUGCAACUCCCAAUUCCCGAAACCUAUUACUGUAUUUCAGAAACAGAGUUUGAAUCGAUCAGAUUCCACACUCACAGAGAAAAGCUUUGAAGAUGUUGAGGCUGACGAGACUAUCCUCAGCUUCUGCAUUUCUCAGUUCAAGAAGCUCGUUAGUGAGACAAGACAAGCUGUUGAUCCCCCUCAUCUCUCAACACAAUCCUCCGUAUCAAUGCUCCUCCACCCGCUUCCUCGACAUUUACCAGCUUGGAAACAAGGCUGCAAUUGAGAAAGAACGCGCGAGGCUUACGGAUGAAAUGAGCCGGGGUUAUUUCGCUGACAUGUCAGAAAUGAAGAAACAUGGUGGUAAGAUUGCAAUGGCGAAUAAGAUUAUAAUACCAGCAAUAUCUGCUGUAAAGUUUCCUGCGUUGGAGGUGGCUUACUCAAACGGCUCGAGCCUUAAGCUGCCCAGUAUGUGCAGUGGAAAAGAUACUGACGCAGAUGUGCCAAGGGCAUCAUUGUUGUGUCUUUCUUUUCGCGCAAGCUCGGAGCCAAUGAUUCAUUCUUGGAGUGUGCCAUUUGUUGAUGCAUUCAAAGAUUCAAAUAAGGUCCACCUAUAUGAGAUAUCCUUUAUAGAUUCAUGGUUAUUAUCACGCAAUCCUAUGAAAAAGCUACUUCUUCGUGUAAUGAGGAAACCUAAGCCUAAUGGCCGGGAGGACGUAUUGCAGAGACAGAUCACAUACUCAUUUGGCGAUCAUUAUGAGUUCAGAAAAGAGCUCAAAAUACUGAACCUUUUGACAGGGUACAUCUUUUUGCUCGACGAAUUCGGUAGAAUACGAUGGCAGGGCUUUGGUUCAGCAACGCAAGAAGAGAUGUCAUCACUCUUGUCCUGUACCUCAAUGCUGCUACAAGAAGAAAGAAAUUGAGAAAAAGUUUAAUCCUUGGCUGAUUUCAUGUUUCUCAACUCUGUCAAAACGUGAUCCUAUGGGUGAUCGAUUCCCUUUCACUUUUACUUGCCAUACAUAAUAUACCCAAUCCUAUUACUGGUCGACACAUUGUUUGCUAUUAUCUAUGGACAUCUUCCAAUUUUAUAUACUUGAUGCUUUCAUAACACAACAAUAUAGAAAGUUCGCAGUAACUUCAUUGAAUA
Messenger RNA from Ipomoea triloba (trilobed morning glory), 1126 nucleotides. RefSeq lists its product as uncharacterized. NCBI's taxonomy places the organism in Eukaryota, Viridiplantae, Streptophyta, Magnoliopsida, Solanales, Convolvulaceae. Gene Ontology annotation, cellular component: mitochondrial inner membrane. The transcript has 7 exons. Gene Ontology annotation, biological process: mitochondrial proton-transporting ATP synthase complex assembly. Bases 93 to 902 code for a protein of 269 amino acids. The record is from RefSeq and is a predicted model, not a curated record.